AUGUCUAACAGAAAAAGAUCUCAGUCAUUACGGACUCAGUUGUUCAAUAAAAAUCUUUAUGUACAAUGGAAGCAGCAGCAGGACCAUACGGAGCCAUAUGAAGAGACGCUUGAGCUAGAAAGUAUGCCUAACGAACAAGGUGGGUAUAGUGGCGCAGCCAAGAAUUACGAGGAAACGCCAAGAGUUAGUUUAUGGUCAAGGUUCCUAAAUCUUUUAUUGGAUCGACCAUUAAUAACCAACAAGGAAGGUGGUCGACGGAUUCCUAUUGUGUUGGAUAAACGGGAUCAGUUCAUGAGACCUUACCUAUGUGGUCAUCAUAAUCAUGUGUACGCUCUGCGCGAUGAGAGAAAGAAUCAGCCAUAUAUAAAAAACACGAUUACAUCUUCGCGGUACACAGUUUAUUCGUUUAUUCCUAGGCAAUUGUAUGCUCAGUUUUCUAAAUUGGCUAAUACUUACUUUUUCUUUGUAGCCAUCUUACAGAUGAUCCCAGGCUGGUCUACUACUGGCCAGUUCACAACGAUCAUACCAUUGUCUAUUUUCAUGAGCAUAUCGAUUGGUAGGGAAGGCUGGGAUGAUUAUAGACGUCAUAAACUAGAUAAGCAAGAAAAUAAUAAAGCUGUCAAGGUAUUGGUAAAAAUUGAUGGUAUCAAGCAACAAAAUGAUGGCGAGGAUAGUUCAGAUAUCGAGAACUCGUUGAAUAGGCUGUCCGCUGAAACUGCUACAUCAAAUGCAGAGUUUAAAAGUUUAUUGUUUGAUACUGAACAUCUUCAAAAUCACGGCAUUCGUUUAGUCGAGAAACAAUGGAAAGAUGUUGCGGUUGGAGACUUUAUCUUGUUGAACCAAGAUGACUAUGUACCUGCAGACCUUUUAUUACUUGCAACAGAUGGUGAAAAUGGAGAUUGCUAUGUGGAAACAAUGGCCCUGGAUGGUGAAACAAAUCUGAAGAGUAGAAGGCCUGUUCCUGAAUUAUCUAAAAUGUUCUAUUCUACUUCUAAUCUAGCCUAUGCAAAGGCAUGUGCGAUUGUUGAAGAUCCAAAUAUUGAUCUCUAUAAUUUUGAAGGUACAAUUGAAUUUCCCGAUGAAAACUAUUCAACGUCGAGAAAGUAUCCAGCAGGGCCAGAUAACGUCAUUUAUAGGGGUAGCGUCAUCAGAAAUACUCAGAAUGUAGUUGGUAUGGCCAUAUUUACCGGCGAGGAAACUAAAAUUCGCAUGAAUGCCAUAAAGAAUCCCCGCACGAAAGCGCCUAAACUUCAAUCCCAAAUUAAUUCAAUUGUUGUAUUUAUGAUUUGUGUUGUUCUAUCAUUCUCAAUUUUUUCAUUUGCUGCUCAAAGAUACUAUAAAAACCGUGUUGUUGAUAAUAACAAGGCAUGGUACUUAUAUCAAGAGGAUGCUGGAGUAGCACCCACUAUCAUGUCUUUUAUUAUCAUGUACAAUACAUUAAUUCCCUUGUCUUUGUACGUCACACUCGAAGUAAUUAAAGCUGUUCAAAGUCAUUUAAUGGAGUGGGAUAUUGACAUGUACCAUUUGGAUUCGAAUACUCGUUGUGAAUCGCGAACUGCUACCAUCUUAGAGGAAUUGGGUCAGGUUUCCUAUAUAUUCAGCGACAAAACAGGAACAUUGACCGAUAAUAAGAUGAUCUUUAGAAAAUUCUCUACCUGUGGGCUAGUAUGGAGUCAUAACAUUGAGAACUUGCAUGAUAACAUUGCCAAUACUAACACUGGAGAGAGUCAGGCUUUAGAUAUUAUCUCUGUUGAUGAUAAUAGCUUCAUGCGGAAUUUUACUAAGAGUUCGCCUGAGGGUCGAACAUCUAUUGAGUAUAAGGGGAAUAAUUCUGCCACCUACACCGGACGCCCAAGCAUUGCAUCCCAAAUUGAUAGCAUAAGAUUUAAUCUUCCUUCCACUGAAAAUCUAUCUGAUAACAAUAAUGAUAAUUCACCUUCUAAAUCCGCUGAAACCCCUCCUGAGUCAAAAUUAAAAACAUCUUUGGACUUGAUUAUGUAUAUUCAAGAAAACCCCCAUACGUUACUUUCUCAGAAAACAAAGUUUUUCAUUUUGUCUUUGGCAUUGUGUCAUAGUUGCCUACCAAAAAUGUCACAAGGAUCAGGUGACAGUGAGAAUGAACAUGAUACUAUUGAGUAUCAAUCGUCAUCGCCUGAUGAGCUGGCAUUGGUUACAGCUGCAAGAGAUAUGGGGUAUGUUCUAUUGAGUCGUGAUUCUAAUGUACUAUCGAUAAAAACAUAUCCUAAGGGGUUUGAUGAAGAUCCUGUUAUUGAAAAAUACGAAAUUCUGAAUAUUAUAGAAUUCACUUCCGACAGAAAACGAAUGUCUGUGUUAAUUCGUACUCCGUAUCACCCUGGGAAGGUACUUUUAAUUUGUAAAGGAGCAGAUAAUGUAAUCCUAGAAAGGUUGCAUAAUUCUGAAUUAGCCAUGGAAAAAGCUGCAGAAAUUAGUUCUAGUUCUGAUAAAAGAAAGAUUGAAGAGGCAGAGUUGGUUUUACAACAUAGAAAAUCUUUGGAACAAGUUGUGUCAAGGAACAGUAUUGGUGGAGCUCUAAGACAAUCGAUGCAUCUGCGUUCUGCAAGAGCUAGCUUAGCCUUUCAGGCAGCGAGAAAUAGUUAUUCCUCGAAAUCCAACUCCCCUGUUACUGAUUCAGAAAUUCACAUCAAUUCGAUUGAUGAUUUUCUUGGUACAGUCACCAAACCUGAUGAAGAUGUUAAAAAUCUAUACAAGAAGUCCAAAAAGUCCUUAAGCAUGAAACAACAAGACAAAUAUUCUGAAUUAGUUAAACAUCAGAUUCCCAGCUCUUCUAAUAGUGCACCAGUGGUUCUUUCUAAACCAAAGGGAGGAGUAAAUACCCUUGAUGGAUAUAUUACGGAUGAAAAUUUGAUUCAGAAUGAAGAUUAUGUGAUUGAACGCACCUUAAAUGACAUUGAUAAUUUUUCUUCAGAAGGAUUAAGGACAUUACUUUACAGUUAUAAGUGGAUUAAUGAAGAGGAGUAUGAAAUUUGGAAUGCGCAAUAUCAUGCCGCUAAAACUUCUCUAGUUAAUCGUCGUGAGCAGAUGGAUAACUUUGGUGAGAUUAUAGAAAGAGGGUUACAUUUACUUGGUGCAACCGCUAUUGAAGACAAAUUACAAGAGGGUGUGUCUGAUUCAAUUGAAAAAAUUAGACGUGCUGGCAUCAAAAUCUGGAUGUUAACUGGUGACAAGAGAGAAACUGCGAUAAAUAUAGGUUACUCCUGUAAGCUAAUAUAUGAUUACUCUACCCUUUUUAUUGUAACAUCCAAUGAUGAGAACUUGGCUUCAAAAAUUACCACAGUCAGUAGUGAAAUUGAAAACCGUAAUGUGGCACAUUGCGUUGUUGUAAUCGAUGGCAAUACACUAACAAUGUUUGAAGGUAAUCCAACAUUAAUGAAUGUUUUCAUUGAAUUAUGUACUAAAGCAGAUUCAGUUAUAUGUUGUCGUGCCUCUCCGUCUCAAAAGGCAUUAUUAGUUACUAACAUUCGGCAAGCUGAAAAUGGACAAGUGACCUUAGCAAUAGGUGAUGGUGCAAAUGAUAUCGCAAUGAUCCAGUCAGCUGAUAUUGGUAUUGGUAUAGCUGGUAAGGAGGGACUACAGGCUUCUCGUUCUGCUGAUUAUUCGAUUGCACAAUUCAGGUACUUGUUAAAGCUACUGUUUGUUCAUGGUCGUUAUAAUUACGUUCGAACAACAAAGUUUAUUCUUUGUACCUUCUACAAGGAAUUGACAUUCUACCUAACUCAAUUGAUAUUUCAAAGAAACACAAUGUUUUCUGGUACCUCACAAUACGAACCAUGGUCUCUGUCGAUGUUUAAUACCCUGUUUACAUCAUUGCCUGUUCUCUGCAUUGGUAUGUUUGAAAAAGACUUAAAACCUUUAACCCUCUUGGCGGUUCCAGAACUUUAUAUCACAGGAAGAUUAUCCCAGUCAUUCAAUUUAUCUAUAUUUAUACAAUGGAUGGUGGCGGCUGCUACUAGUUCAGUUAUUAUAUGUUUUACCAAUUGGUAUUGUUGGUCAUUCACCGUUCAAUCCGAUAAUACGAUAUAUCCUAUUGGUCUCGUUAACUUCACUGCUAUUGUUGCCCUUAUCAACUUCAAAUGUCAAUUUUUAGAAAUGUUCAAUCGUACGUGGUUAGCCUUUAGUUCUUUUAUUUUAUCAGUUGGUGGGUGGUUUUUAUGGUGCAUUAUUUUACCAAUAUUCUAUGAGGAGGGUACAAUGUAUGAUGUGGAUGAAGGAUAUCAAUAUUUUGGAAAAGACAUCACCUUCUGGGCUACAUUGAUUUUGUUGACUAUGCUACCUAUAGUACUCGAUCUGGUUUAUCAAACUUUCAAGGUUCUUGUUUUACCAACCGAUACUGAUGUAUUCAGAGAAUUGGAACGGAAGGACGAAAUUAGAAAGAAGCUUGAGUUUGGCGCAUUAAAUGAAUUAAAGCAAAGUUGGACCUGGAGACGUGAUCCAAGUACAAUGAAAAGGUAUGCCAAUAAAGCCAUGUUGGGCAGGAGCGAUAGCUUUGAUGGUGUGAUAAAUCAUACUAGAUCAAGGAAGAAUACGCUUCCUGGGGCCAAUGAAUUGCCAUCUGGGACUCCUAGCCAAGUUAUGGUGAAUAGCGGUAUAACUUUCAAUUCCGAUGAGUAUGAACAACUGCCCAGUGGAAAGUUAAUCAAGAGGAAGAACUUGCAACUGAAAAGCAGUAGUAGUGGCGAAGGGGAACCUUUCACAUCGAAGCUGACCAGGAAAUUGAAAUUAAAAUCAGAACAGGAGGAAGAUGUAGAUCAGAUUAUUAAACAACGAUUAAAAGACUUAGAGUAA
Messenger RNA from Eremothecium cymbalariae DBVPG#7215, 4824 nucleotides. It is a transcript of the gene DNF3, whose product is annotated as aminophospholipid-translocating P4-type ATPase DNF3. Gene Ontology annotation, molecular function: ATPase-coupled intramembrane lipid carrier activity; ATP binding; ATP hydrolysis activity. Bases 1 to 4824 code for a protein of 1607 amino acids. Gene Ontology annotation, biological process: phospholipid translocation; endocytic recycling; intracellular protein transport. The transcript has a single exon. Gene Ontology annotation, cellular component: plasma membrane. The record is from RefSeq and is a predicted model, not a curated record. NCBI's taxonomy places the organism in Eukaryota, Fungi, Ascomycota, Saccharomycetes, Saccharomycetales, Saccharomycetaceae.